AUGAUCGAUGAGAUAGAGAGCAAGACGAAAGUUGUCCCAGUAUUAGGAUUAGUAUGGGAUUUAGAAAAAGAUAGUUUGAGUUGCAAGAUCGAAGAAACAUUUAACUUGAGGGAACCUAUUACCAAAAGAAAAGUUUUGUCAAUUACCCAGAAAAUUUUUGAUCCCAUUGGCUUUACUGCACCGAUAACUGUAAUUCCUAAGCUAAUUUUGCAAGAAACAUGGAACCAGAAGAUUAAGUGGGAUGAAGAUCUUCCUCUUCCCCUAAGUGAGCAGUUUGGGACUUGGUUGAACCAAUUGCCUCUGCUAUCUCAGAUUGAAAUUCCUCGUUGGUUAAAUAUUGAUUACGAAAACGAAGAUACCGUAGUGCUCCACGUUUUUUCGGAUGCUAGUAAAAGAGCCUAUGCCACAUGUGCAUUUUUAAGAGCUGAAACCAUCGAAGGUGUAAAGGUUCAGUUAGUAAGCGCGAGAAGUCGAAUAGCCCCUAUUAAGGAACUUACGAUUCCACGGCUUGAACUUCUUUCCUGUCUGAUAGGUGCCAGGCUUGCCAAAACAAUUCUAUCAGAUUUGAAACUUAAGAAUUGUAGAACAGUGUUCUGGAGUGAUUCUUCUACAGCUUUGGGGUGGAUAAGAAGGGAUCAAGCAUGGGGUACGUUUGUUCACAAUCGAGUACAAGAAAUAAGAUCGCUUACCAGAAUAUCUGACUGGAGGCAUGUACCUGGAAGUUUAAACCCAGCGGAUCUCCCAUCGAGAGGAUGUACUAUUGAGCAAUUACAGAAAUCGGCAUGGUGGGAGGGCCCAUCGUGGCUUUACUUACCAGAAGACGAGUGGCCCCAUGUAGAAGAAAAGCCUGAUGAAGAACUUAUAAACAAGGAAAAAAGGAAAACGAUUCUGACUCUUCUAGAUCAUGGAGACAAUUUGGACCGGUACUACAAAUACUUCUCUUCAUAUAGAAAAACCGUGAGAAUGAUCGCUUGGAUUUUCAGGUUUUAUCACAAUUUAAAGAACAAAGAUAAAAACCUCACUCCUGAUGUCUCAGUUGAUGAAUUGGAGAAUGCUGAAAAGGCACUUUGUAGAUUGGUACAGAAAGAAUCAUUUACAGGCAUAAACGAUCCCGCCAUUCGUGCGCUGAGACCAAUCGUAGACCAAAAUGGAAUUUUAAGAGCCAAAACGAACGUCCUACAGCGUCAAGAUAAUGAAAAUUUCCGAUAUCCUAUCAUUUUACCUUCAAAACAUAUUCUUGUUGAGAGACUAAUUUACGAGAAACAUCUAGAACUCCAGCAUGCUGGUGUCAGCACACUUUAA
Molecule: messenger RNA, 1302 nt
Organism: Stegodyphus dumicola
Lineage: Eukaryota; Metazoa; Arthropoda; Arachnida; Araneae; Eresidae
Source: RefSeq, a predicted model, not a curated record